Messenger RNA from Neoarius graeffei (lesser salmon catfish), 2019 nucleotides. RefSeq names its product nei-like DNA glycosylase 3 (gene neil3). Bases 108 to 1751 code for a protein of 547 amino acids. NCBI's taxonomy places the organism in Eukaryota, Metazoa, Chordata, Actinopteri, Siluriformes, Ariidae. Gene Ontology annotation, cellular component: nucleus. The transcript has 10 exons. Gene Ontology annotation, molecular function: damaged DNA binding; zinc ion binding; DNA-(apurinic or apyrimidinic site) endonuclease activity. Gene Ontology annotation, biological process: base-excision repair. The record is from RefSeq and is a predicted model, not a curated record.
GCAGAUCUGAACCGGUUUGGCGCGUUGUUUGAGCUCAGUUCCGGGUUUAACACACAGUUUAUAUUAAUAUUUUAAAUUGUCUGAUUAUAUUUGAUUUAAGAGAGGAGAUGGUGGAAGGACCGGGCUGCACACUGAACGGAGAGAAAAUCCGCUCCAGAGUGAAGAAAGGACAAAAAGUGCUGCAAAUUAGAGGAAAAACGAACCAUGGUGGUGGUGCUCAGGGAGACUUGUUCCAGUGUUUCGGAGGUUGUGAGUACACCGGAGUGCAGACGCUCGGGAAAGAACUCUUCAUGUACUUUGGAGAACGAGUGUUAAGGCUGCAUUUCGGGAUGGACGGCUCAAUGCGUAUAAACACAGAGGAGAGAAAAGACAGCAGAGGAAAUCCACCGACGCUCAUCGUCUCUCUCACUGACGACACACUGACUUUCUACAACACCACUGCUGAAAUCCGACUCUCGGAGGACUGCAGUGAGAGAGUGCGUCUCAUGGCGAGUCUGGACGUCUGUUCUCCGAGCUUCAGUGUGUGUGGUGCGGUGGAUGCGGUGUGUAGAGAGAAUAGCCGCAGUGUGUGUGACGUUCUGCUGGAUCAGUCGGUUCUACCUGGAGUCGGGAACAUCAUCAAGAAUGAAGCGCUUUUCCUCAGUGCUCUUAAUCCUGCAGUUAAGGUGAAUCAGCUGAAGGCUGAACUCGUCCAGCAUCUGGUGAAAAUGACAAGGGAUUUUGCGCUGCUCUUUUACCAGUGCCGUAAAAGCGGCUCGGUGCUUUAUAAGCACUGUAAGGUGUACAAGCGCUCCAGCUGUGGUCAGUGCAGUGGUGCGGUCACUGUGUGUCGCUUGGGGAACGAUAACAGGAUGACUUACUUCUGCUCACGCUGCCAGACUGAAGAUCCGACUGAAAUCGACAUCAGUAAACUCCCAGGUCCGAACACUUUAAUGAGAUGGACGAGUCAGAAAUCUGUGCAGGACGUCAACCAUGUCACCACAAAAGAGGAAGAAGAGUGGUCAUGUGACCUUUGCACUUUGGUUAACCAACCAAUCGUCAAGUUCUGUGAAGCGUGUAUGAGCCCUCGACCACUGGGUCGUAUAGAGGCAGUAAAGGAUCCUCCCUUUACUGCACUUAUCCGCUUCCCUCACAACACUUUCUCCAAACCGCAGCAGGAAGUGAAGCUCCACCGCAGAGCUGCGUUUGGGAACACCACCCUCGUCCUGUCUGACCUUGGCUCCGGACUUGCGACACCUCCGAGUCACACCACCAACCGCCGGAGUGGUGUAGGGCUGGGGAGUGACUCCAGCACUGCUGGGAUUGGGACACAACCCACAGGAGCUCAUAUCUCCAAACGAGCCUCCUGUGGAUUUCCCAGCAUUCCCAGCAAGAGGAGGAAGACGGAGAGUGAACACCUGAAAGGAAGAGAGGUUCAGAAUAAAACCCAGCACACGUCAACCAGUGGCACUACAUCACUACCCACAAUCCCUUGCUGCACCACUCACCGCCGUCCCAGCGUCCUCAGGGUGGUCACUAAAGAGGGAGAGAAUAAAGGCAGGCACUUCUACACUUGCGCCCUUCCCCGAGGCUCCCAGUGUAAUUUCUUUGAGUGGGCUGAUCUGCACUUCCCCGCGUGUCAUCAUGGUAAACGCACCCUGAUGAGAACCGUCCUGAAACUGGGGGCGAAUAACGGGCGACGUUUUUACGUUUGUCCACUGAAACAAGGGAAACAAUGCGACUUCUUCCAGUGGGUGGAGAAAAGCCCGUGAACCAAUCAGCUGCUCACACGUCACAUAUCGCCACAUGCAGUUACUGUGGAUUUGUUUUUUUUUUUUUUUUUAUAAACAUUUCAUUUAAAUAUGCAAACAUGUUUAAAAACUUGUUUCUUUUGUAAAAUGUAGCUUUCCUUCCAAUGAAUCAAAUUUAGAUAAAAAAAUUAAACACUUAUUUUCACUACAUUUAAUUAAAAAUGCUUUUUCAGAACGCAAAUUUGUACACAGUUUUCAUUUUAUCCUAAUUUGAGUUUUUACAUUUCCU